Sphaerodactylus townsendi is the source of this 2018-nucleotide messenger RNA. RefSeq names its product atypical chemokine receptor 3 (gene ACKR3). Gene Ontology annotation, molecular function: chemokine binding; G protein-coupled receptor activity; coreceptor activity. Gene Ontology annotation, biological process: chemotaxis; angiogenesis; vasculogenesis. NCBI's taxonomy places the organism in Eukaryota, Metazoa, Chordata, Lepidosauria, Squamata, Sphaerodactylidae. The transcript has 2 exons. The record is from RefSeq and is a predicted model, not a curated record. Gene Ontology annotation, cellular component: membrane. The coding region runs from base 146 to 1234 and encodes 362 amino acids.
UACUUAAGCGCCGCGCCAGCCGGCCAGCCCCGCCAGUCUCUCGCCAGCGGCGCGCCGGACCCCACUUGGGCACCCGCACUGCUCCCCGCGCGCAGGCUGCAAGCAAAGGCAAAGCGAGACUCGUUCUGUUCCAUAUUGGCCAACAAUGAGCGGCAUUGAUUUGCAUUCGAUAUUUGACGUGGACGUGGGGAACCUUACUGAACCCAACUUGACCUGCCAUGGAGACUGUAUCACCGUGGACUCCAUAUCAUGCCCAAACACACUCAACAAAAGCGCUCUGCUUUACACCCUGGCUGUUUUUUACAUCUUUGUCUUCAUGAUAGGGCUGGUGGCCAAUUCUCUUGUUGUCUGGAUGAACUUCCAAGCCAAAAUAACUGGCUACGAAACUCAUCUCUACAUCUUCAACCUAGCCGUUGCUGACCUGUGUGUGAUCGUCACUGUUCCGGUGUGGGUCAUUUCCCUAGUUCACCAUGGCAUGUGGCACAUGGGGGAAGUCAUGUGCAAGAUCACACUCCUUGUCUUUUCCAUAAAUUUGUACGGGAGCAUCUUUUUCCUGGCAUGCAUGAGUGUCGAUCGGUAUCUCUCAGUUGUCUACUUCACUGCCUCCAACACCGCUAAAAAGAAAAUAAUCCGCCGUUGCAUCUGCAUCUUUGUGUGGCUCUUUGCCUUUUUUGUGUCUCUUCCUGAUGCCUAUUACCUUAAGACAGUUUCUUCCAAUGGCGAAACCUACUGCCGCCCCCUCUAUCCAGAGGAGAACGCCAAAGAAUGGCUGGUGGGAAUGGAGCUGAGCUCCGUUAUUCUAGGUUUUGUCAUUCCUUUUCCUGUCAUUGCUGUUUUCUAUUGCCUUCUAGCAAGGGCCAUCUGUGCUUCUAGUGACCAAGAGAAGAAGAGCAACGGGAAAAUAAUCUUCUCCUAUGUCGUUGUGUUCCUCAUCUGCUGGCUGCCGUACCAUGUGGCCGUCCUGCUGGACAUCUUUGCCGCCCUCCAUUUGAUAUCCUUCAGCUGCCAAAUGGAGAACUUCCUUUUCGCAGCCCUUCACGUGACUCAGUGUUUGUCCUUGGUUCACUGUUGCGUCAACCCCAUACUCUACAGCUUCAUCAACCGCAACUACAAGUAUGAACUCAUGAAGGCCUUCAUCUUCAAAUAUUCGGCUAAAACUGGCCUGACCAAACUGAUUGACACCUCCAGGGUGUCGGAAACAGAGUACUCCGCGCUGGAGCAAAACACAAAAUGAUUGCGGCUUCCCCCAAAGCACUUCCUUUCACGUUCUGUCUUUGGACAAUAAAUUUGGCUUGAUUAAAAUGCCGAUGAAACGAUUAAUUACGAAAUGCAGCGUUUUUGAUAGCAUAUGUUUUGCUCUGCAUUUUGAAUGUUUUCUGGUAUUUUUUUUACUGCCAGCGAAUCCCUACUUUUUCCAGCUAUGGUAGUAGAGAAAAUGCACAUAAACAAAGGAUCUUGUGUUAAAGAUCUGGAUUAUUUUCAUUGCAUUCUGCUCUGGUUGAUCCUAGCUGGACUUGUUGAUGUCGCUGUAUACCUUUUACAGUUUGUAUUUAAAGACACCUGAACUCUAUUUUAUUGCUGUUGCUGUACCUUUUUUGUAAUGGUAUUGGAAAGUUAAAUAUAUUUUUUAUCAUAUACGUGAAGCAUAUUGUUGGUGGAUAUAUAAUGCUGUAGUUUUAAUAUUAGAUUUCCAUUCAGUGUGAUACAGUUAAUUUGCUACAUGGGAAUUCCUCCUCUAUUGCCCUUCAGAGUUGGUCUUGGCAUGGAGUCCUGUGGACAUAGAAUAAGUUGGCCGGUGGCUGAACUGUUCCAGUUAUAGGUACCUACAUUAUAGCAAGUUGGUCUUGGCUGAAGCCCUGUGAUAAAAUAGUUGUGAUAUAGUAUUGUAAUACUCACUCUAGUAUGUCAGUAUGUUCGGAUGUGAAACAUAAUCCUGUUGUAUUCGUUUCCUUCAGAUUGCCUCAUCGCCUUUUUACUUGUAAGUUAUUUUUUAAAAUAAACAUUUUUUUAAAAUCAAA